UCUUUUUGUUCAACUCUGUUGGAGUCCACUUGAUGAUAGGUAUUGCAAGAUAAUAUUAAUACUAUGCCAUCAAAAUUUGUCAAUCCAAAGAGAGCAGGGGACAGGGCAUUCCUUCAUUCCUCUUGACAUGUUUGUAUUUGCCAUUGCCCCAUAGGAGAUGAGGAACUGCAGAUUGAUGGAAGGGCUGACCUGCUUUUGGUUUGUCAAUCUCAGGAAGGUGCUGCGCAUCAGCUGUGGCACCAGACCACUUCCACCACAGGCUUCCACUAAGGGGAAAACUGGAACUUCAGAAGAACAACUUAAGGAUGAGAGAAAACAUGUUUUCACAAAACGGAGCACAGCAAAAAAAGCAAGACUUGGAUAAACCUGUUGGUCAUCAUUAGGUUUUCAGCUCGUCUAGUGCAAAGCUCUAGUAUUUGGUAGAUUGUGCUGUGAAACUGUGUGCUCAGGUUGGAUAUUAGGAAAAAUUUAUUCUCCAAAAGAGUUGUAAUGUAUUGGAUUAGGCUGCCCAGGGACAUGGUGGAGUCACCAUCCCUGGAGCUGCUGAAGAACUGUGGAGAUGUGGCAAGGAAUGAGCAGACCAACUCAGCUGCCAGCAAAAGCAGGUGCUCUCCCCUUACCAGUGCUCCAGAGGAAAUAUUUAGGAAUGGAAAACCUGAUGUUUGUCUACUGCUCCUGCAAAGUUAUCUGGACGCUGCUUGUAACAAUUCUAGGCUAUGCCAGCAGCUUGCCUCUGGGUGAUGACUCUAUUUGCACAGCAGAGGAACUUGCAAAGUACAGUAUAAUCUUCACAGGGAAAUGGAGUCAGACUGCCUUCCCCAAACAGUACCCGCUUUAUAGGCCCCCAGCACAGUGGUCAUCAAUGCUAGGUGUUACUCAUAGUUCUGACUACAGCAUGUGGAAAAAAAAUGAAUACGCCAGCAACGGUGUACGUGAUUUUGCUGAAAAGGGUGAGGCAUGGGUAUUAAUGAAAGAAAUAGAAGAAGCUGGAGAGAAAAUUCAGAGUGUGCAUGGAAUCUUCUCUGCUCCUGCCAUUUCCAGUGGCACAGGACAAACCUCCACUGAAUUACAAGUGCAUUCAAGACAUCCAUUAGUUUCAUUUGUUGUACGAAUUGUGCCAAGUCCCGACUGGUUUGUGGGUAUUGACAGCCUAAACCUCUGUGAAGGGGACCACUGGAUGGAAGAGAUAUCAGUAGAUCUGUAUCCAUACGAUGCUGGAACCGACAGUGGCUUCACAUUUUCCUCCCCAAAUUUUGCCACUAUUCCACAGGACACAGUUACAGAGAUCACUUGUUCCUCUCCAAGUCACCCAGCAAACUCCUUUUAUUAUCCCAAACUCAAAAUUUUGCCACCUAUUGCUCAAGUAACACUGGUGAAAUUAAAGAAAAACCAGUUGGGUUUUCCCAUACCUUAUCUUAACCAGCCAGCUAAAAGCAAUGAAAUACUUGACACGUUCUCAGAAACACCACUGGACUGUGAAGUUUCACAGUGGUCUUCCUGGGGUCUCUGCAGAGGUCCUUGCAGAAAAACAGGAACCAAGAUCAGAACUCGUUUUGUAGUUCUUCACCCUGCUAAUGAUGGAACGCCUUGUCCAAGUCUGGAAGAAGAAGCAGGAUGUGAACCAGAUAAUUGUGUCUGAAAUAAAGAAAAGAUAAUAAUUUAGAUAAUUUAAAAGUAAGAUAAGUGUAACUAAACCUAAACCACAUGUCAUUCAGUCUUCCUUAUAAUUCAGGUAUGCCACACUAUUUUGCUGACAAGAUAUAUUAGACUGGUUUUGAACAUUGCUGUUUAGUAUCAAGACUUUGGGGUGUUACAUUCUUAAGGUUUAGUAUGACAACAGUACUUCAUCAUUUACAGAUCAGAAAACUCAAAUAAAUCUCUGUUAUACACUCUAAGUUCUUGGAGUACCCUCUAGUGGCAGAAAAGAAGACAUUUGGAAAGAUUUUGCUUCGGAUGUGAAAACUAUUCAAUCAAAAAAUCUUAACUAAUAACAUUCUUAAAUACUGUAAUUUGUUGAUUUACAACUAUUUAUACCUAGAAAUUAAUUUUUUUCUCUAAAUUAUGUAUAUUGUAAUUUAUUGGCUAUUUUGUUGUCUUUCUAAACAUGUUUUACUUGCCUUUCUUCAGAAACUACUUCUAUAAAUCAGAGUGACCAGAUUUUUGCAGUGUGGCUAAGACAAUAACAUGAUUGAGUAAACUCAUCUUGAGACUUAUGAAUACAUGAAAAUGUCUUUUUUCCCCCCCCCCCCCCCUUCAAAAGUGAGAAGAAUAUCUACUACGAGGGCACUCAGCCAACAAAAUUACUAGAAAGAAACAGAAGUUUGGAUAGCAGUAGAAAAACUCUGAACUUAACUUUAAAAGCUUAACUGAGAUUUCAGACCUGAUCGAUGCUUAGUGUGUGCCCCAAUGAGGCAACUGUCUGAAAAAUAGUUGUUAAGACAUUAACACUGUUGGCUGUAAUAGAAAUUAUAUAAUUCUCUCUGUGUACGCAGUAAAUGUGUCCAUGUUUCUUUAAAUGUGUUUGUUGCUGUUUGUGUCAUCCUAAACUUUGCAAAGACAAAACUUAAUGAGGUUCUAAUAUUGUCUAAGGCAGAGGUAUACGCAUAUCUAACAAAACACAGUAUUGCAGAAACCACUUCAGAUGGCAAGCUUUAAUGCUCAUAUAAAUGUUUAUUAUAAAAUUAA
Messenger RNA from Tympanuchus pallidicinctus (lesser prairie-chicken), 2685 nucleotides. RefSeq names its product spondin-2-like. Gene Ontology annotation, cellular component: extracellular matrix. Gene Ontology annotation, biological process: cell adhesion. The record is from RefSeq and is a predicted model, not a curated record. Bases 560 to 1639 code for a protein of 359 amino acids. The transcript has 10 exons. Lineage: Eukaryota; Metazoa; Chordata; Aves; Galliformes; Phasianidae.